GUAUCGUGACCAUGAUCGGGACCCUGUACUACCUGGGCGCGACUUUCGGUCUGUGGUGGUUGACCUGUCACUACCUGAUGCCGUUCGUGUUCCUCAACGGGUGGCUGGUGGUGGUGGCCUACCUGAACCACACGCACCCGGCCCUCCCGCGCUACGCCUCCCAGGAGUGGGACUGGCUCCGCGGCGCCCUCUCCACCGUCGACCGCGACUACUGGGUCUUCAACCACCUCCUCCACCACAUCACCGACACACACGUCAUGCACCACCUCCUCCCCACCAUCCCCCACUACCACGCCGUCGAGGCUUCCGAGGCCAUCAAACCUAUUCUGG
Molecule: messenger RNA, 330 nt
Organism: Bemisia tabaci
Lineage: Eukaryota; Metazoa; Arthropoda; Insecta; Hemiptera; Aleyrodidae
Source: RefSeq, a predicted model, not a curated record